Exophiala dermatitidis NIH/UT8656 is the source of this 573-nucleotide messenger RNA. RefSeq lists its product as uncharacterized. Gene Ontology annotation, cellular component: trans-Golgi network. The transcript is spliced from 2 exons. The record is from RefSeq and is a predicted model, not a curated record. Lineage: Eukaryota; Fungi; Ascomycota; Eurotiomycetes; Chaetothyriales; Herpotrichiellaceae. The coding region runs from base 1 to 573 and encodes 190 amino acids.
AUGCACCGGACGCCAUCAUCGCCCAAGGCUACGGCUGCGUUCCCCGGGGCCAUCUCUCUAGUUUCGGCCGAUAACACAUCGGAAAUUCCUCGCCGACCCUCGAUAACUCCCUCAAUAUCGAGCUCCUCCUCGUCCUCGGAGUCUGAGAAUUCUUCUCAGCCGCAGUCACCUCGAUCAUCGUCCCGAAGAGGGCGGAUGGACAGGCCGCGACUCGGUGACAGACAGCGGUCGAAUAAUACCAUUAUUGUUCCCAAAGACCGGGCCGGCUGGCAACGAGACAAACCACAAUAUCCCCCGGACGACGCCAGAGCCAUGAGUCCUAGGCGGAAUAGCGAGGAUAUUGAAAGACUGGAACGUGGCCUUCGCGAGGCUCUGAAACAGCAAGCACAAAGUCUACAAUCCUCAUUGGCCGCAUUGGCCGAGAAAAUCGACGAAGUCAAGAACGACCACGAUAAACUCGAGACGGAGAACCGAUUUCUACAGGACUAUAUCGGCGGACUGACGAGGACAAUGUCAAAGGACAAUCUUACCCGGAGUACGAGUAUGAGUUCGAAGAAGAAGGGAAGAAGAUGA